AUGCCUUUUAUACACCAUGUUGAAAUCAUUCAAUUUCCAUUAGCCUUUUUCGGCAUGUUAUUUACCGCUUUGUCGUUUAUAACUGGCAUAGUUGGCACGAUUGUAUUUAUUCGCAAAGGUGUUCAAAAGAGGUUCACAACAUCCAUCAUCACACUCAUUGCAAUUAAUCUUUCAACUAUUCUUCUUCAACUAUCCGAGGUCGCUUAUGUAUAUCUUCCAUAUACUUCAGCUGCGCUUAUUUCUCGCAACUUUAUCUACCAAAUAUGCGUUUUGUUGCUUAAUUUGAUACAACUGGAGAUCUUUCGUGUGUUUAACGAGGGAUUAAUCAACAUCAAGGCGUUUCGAUCUGAGAAUAUGAAAUGGAUACGUCUUGCUGCUAUUUUAGUGCAUUUGAUAUGCUCAUUGCCAACAUAUUUACAAGAGUGGGUGUUUCCGUAUAAUCUUGAAACGACUGCAACAAAGUGGGCAAAUAAUGGAUCCGCGAUUUAUACGAUUUUAGUUGGGAUUUGGGGUGUACUGCAGAACCUAUAUAUUUUAAAACGAACCCGGACUCAUUUUGAUAGAUUGCGCGCAGCCAGAUCUGAAAAUCCCGCCAAUUUUAAUUCCCAUAAACUACAGCGACAAAAUAGCAGUGUUAUCGCGUUAGUUGCAGUCCCUCCUGUUCCGAUAGAUAGUGACGAGUCAGGCAUGUAUUCCAAUUAUGUGGCAAAUAGGGAUGGUUUGACUGUACCGGGUACAGCUACUAUGGACGACCAAACUUCUACCACUACAGUCGCUCUUAAUCCAUCUAGUGUGGCCAGACUAACAAAGAAAAUUGACCGAGGCUUUCUAAUGAUUCGUAUAUUGAUUAUAAUUCUUUUUGCUUUGGAUCUGCUAUCCAUUAGCACGUUUAUUUCCUCGUCAAUGAUAUUGGAAGAUAUGGAUCGAUUGGCACAUUACGCACUUAUGCAGAUAUCGUUUGGCGUAAUUGGAAUUCAUUUGUUUAUUGAGACAUUCUUGUUUGUUCAGAUUGUAUUGCAGUUUAAACGACAGAUAUCUAUGAGUGGAAGCUCACGGCCCAGUGUAUAUACAGACGGGCUUGAACCUAACAAGCAAGAAGGCGACACGACUGUUGGUGGGUCACAAUCUCCAAGCAGUCUUGAGUUGUGUUCUACACCAUGA
Batrachochytrium dendrobatidis JAM81 is the source of this 1161-nucleotide messenger RNA. RefSeq lists its product as uncharacterized. NCBI's taxonomy places the organism in Eukaryota, Fungi, Chytridiomycota, Chytridiomycetes, Rhizophydiales. The record is from RefSeq and is a predicted model, not a curated record. The transcript has 3 exons. Bases 1 to 1161 code for a protein of 386 amino acids.